UUUGGGUUAAGAAGGUUGAAUUUAAUUGUUUUAUUCCACUAAACUAUUUGUCGGAAGUAUAUGGAUAGUGUAGCCGGAACUUCUAAAAAACUGAUUAAAUUCUGCAAAAGUUUUUGAAAAAAAUCACACAAUGCUGAGUAAAACUAGAUUAUUGCGCAACGUCGGCACUCUGAGAAAAUGUUUGGCUGCUAAUGUGGAGCUUGCAAAGGCUGGCACAUUUGUAACUCCUAUUCAAAUCAGAGAAAAAGCCAGCACACCACUCAAUACAAUUAUCAUGUUUACUCCGCAGCAAGAGGCAUGGGUUGUGGAAAGGAUGGGUAAAUUCCACAGGAUCCUAGAACCUGGACUUAAUAUACUUCUUCCAGUUGUUGAUUCAGUUAAAUAUGUACAGAGUCUCAAAGAAAUUGCCAUCGAUGUCCCAAAACAAAGUGCCAUUACUUCCGACAACGUCACUUUAAACAUCGAUGGAGUAUUGUACUUGAAAAUCAACAACCCUUACCUUGCAUCUUAUGGAGUUGAAGAUCCUGAAUUCGCCAUUGUUCAGUUGGCACAAACAACCAUGAGGUCCGAGCUGGGAAAAAUAUCUUUGGAUAAAGUUUUUAGGGAAAGAGAAGGACUUAAUGUUAGUAUUGUCGAGAGUAUUAAUAAAGCUAGUGAAGCUUGGGGAAUAUCUUGUCUUCGUUACGAAAUUCGUGAUAUCAGGUUACCUGAAAGGGUGCACGAGGCUAUGCAAAUGCAAGUAGAAGCUGAAAGAAAAAAAAGAGCUGCUAUUCUUGAAUCCGAAGGUAUAAGAGCAGCGGACAUUAAUAUUGCAGAGGGUAAAAGGCAAGCAAGAAUUCUUGCUUCAGAGGCUGAGAAGCAAGAACAAAUUAACAAAGCUAGUGGUGAAGCAGAAGCUUUACUGGCAGUAGCAACAGCUAGAGCUGGUGGAUUGAAAAUUAUUGCGUCGUCCUUAGAAGGCAAACAUGGACAAGAUGCUGCAGGCCUUUCUGUCGCUCAACAGUAUAUACAAGCAUUUGAUAAAUUAGCUAGAACAAAUAACACUGUAAUCAUUCCUAGUAAUGUUGGAGAUAUUAGCAGUUUUGUCGCCCAGGCAAUGUCUAUUUAUAAGCAUGUUUCUGAUGGUCAAGUAGUUCAUCAACAAAGAAGCAUUCCUAAGCAACAAACACAAUAUGAAAUAGAAGCUUCAGAUGACAGUUAUGAAUAUUUUAGUGAUAAGGAGGAAGCUGACAGUUACAAAAGGAAAGAAAGAAAUAAGCCAACUCCGAAAUCUGUGUAGACAGUUUUUUUUAAAUUUAUUCUGUAAUGUAAUUAAAAUUAACUUUUUUUAUAUAAAAACGAUGCAAAUUAAUUUGUUAACAAUGUUUUCCUUAAACAAAUGCGAAAAAUAAAGUAUCUAUUUUUACUUUGA
Messenger RNA from Copidosoma floridanum, 1411 nucleotides. It is a transcript of the gene Stoml2, whose product is annotated as stomatin like 2. Gene Ontology annotation, cellular component: membrane; mitochondrion. The record is from RefSeq and is a predicted model, not a curated record. Gene Ontology annotation, biological process: mitochondrion organization. Lineage: Eukaryota; Metazoa; Arthropoda; Insecta; Hymenoptera; Encyrtidae.